Molecule: messenger RNA, 2393 nt
Organism: Trifolium pratense (red clover)
Lineage: Eukaryota; Viridiplantae; Streptophyta; Magnoliopsida; Fabales; Fabaceae
Product: F-box/LRR-repeat protein 14-like
Exons: 16
Coding region: 381-2147 (588 amino acids)
Biological process (GO): SCF-dependent proteasomal ubiquitin-dependent protein catabolic process
Cellular component (GO): SCF ubiquitin ligase complex
Molecular function (GO): protein binding
Source: RefSeq, a predicted model, not a curated record
AAAAGAGCAAGGCACCAAACAUGGGUCCCACCAACUUACUCCUCCUCCUCCAAAUGGAUAAAGUACUUAGAAAAUCUCUCCUUACCUUGUCUUCCAUUUCUCAUCCAAAACCAUAAUCUCCACGUGUCAUAAGAUCGUUGGUUCGGAUACAGGUCCGGCAACGAGCCACGUCACAUUCGUGGUUUUUUCUCUCAACAACCAACCCCACAAACACACUCUGAAUUUUUCUUCUUUCACUCACUUUUCAUUUUCCACCUUCGCUUUUCGGUGAUCGCUUCCUUUAUACUUCUUCUUCACCGAUCAUGUCAAGGGUGAAGUUGGUUUCAUAUAUUCAUUUUUGGUUAUUGAAUGGAUGACGCUAGUGUUCUGCUUCUAUUUUAAUGUCAUAUUUUGGUUACGAGAAUAUUUUGUCGAUGGGUGGAGCGUGUUCUAGGAGGCAAGAGCGGGAUAGUGAAGAUAGUCUUAGUAGAGGAUUUUCAAGGAAAUAUUGCAAAUCUGGGAGUUUAAAAUGGUGGACAUCAUCGUUUUCUUAUCCAUCCAUGGAUAUACGUGUACAAAAAGGAGAAUGUUCAUCGCUGUUGGACAUGUGUGUCCAGAAAAUAAGCGAGGAUGUUGAUAGGCAUAACACAUUUUCUAUGCUUCCACGGGAUAUAAGUCAGCAAAUUUUAAAUAAUUUGGUCUACUACCGACGUCUUACUGGUGGUUCUUUCGAAGCUUUCCGAGAUUGUGCUCUCCAGGAUCUAUACUUGGGAGAAUAUGCUGGUGUUGAUGAUUCUUGGAUGGAUGUCAUCUCAUCUCAGGGUUCAUCUUUACUUUCGGUAGAUCUUUCUGGGUCUGAUGUUACUGAUUUUGGAUUGACUUACCUUAAAGAUUGUCAGAGUCUCAUGUCCUUAAAUCUAAAUUACUGUGACCAAAUUUCAGAUCAUGGACUGGAAUGCAUCAGUGGUCUGUCAAACUUGACAAGUUUGAGUUUUAGAAGAAAUGAUUCAAUAUCAGCUCAAGGAUUGAGUGCCUUCUCUGGUCUUGUCAACCUGGUCAAGUUGGAUUUGGAGAGAUGUACUGGGAUUCAUGGAGGCAUUGUCCAUCUUCAAGGUUUAACUAAGUUGGAAUCUCUCAAUAUGAAGUGGUGUAAUUGCAUAACAGAUUCCGAUAUGAAGCCUCUAUCAGAACUUACAAGCUUGACAAGUCUAGAGAUUUCAUGUAGUAAAGUCACUGAUUUUGGCAUCAAUUUUCUAAGAGGAUUACAGAAGCUUGUCCUGUUAAAUUUGGAAGGGUGCCUUGUAACAUCUGCAUGCUUGGAUUCUCUGGCAGAACUUCCUGCACUGUCAAACUUGAAUCUUAAUAGAUGCAAUAUUUCUGACAGAGGGUGUGAAAAGUUUUCAAGACUGGAAAAGUUGAAAGUAUUAAACUUGGGAUUUAAUGACAUUGGAGAUACAUGUUUAGUUCAUUUGAAAGGAAUGACAAAGUUGGAGAGCUUGAACCUUGAUUCAUGUAAGAUUGGUGAUGAAGGAUUGGUGAACUUGGCAGGUCAUAAGCAAUUGAUCUGCUUGGAAUUGUCUGAUACGGAAGUUGGAAACAAUGGCCUAGAGCAUUUAUCAGGAUUGUCUAGUCUGGAGAAAAUAAAUUUGUCCUUCACUGUUGUUAGUGAUAGUGGUUUAAGGAAAUUGUGUGGAUUAUCAUCUCUGAAGUCGCUUAAUUUGGAUGCUUAUCAAAUUACUGAUGCUGGACUGGCAAUACUUACAAGUUUGACCAGCCUCACUGACCUUGAUUUGUUUGGUGCUCGGAUCACAGAUGUUGGGACAAAUUAUUUGAAAAAAUUCAAAAACCUGAGGUCCUUGGAAAUAUGCAGCGGUGGAUUGACUGAUGCUGGUGUGAAAAAUAUCAAAGAGCUUUCUUCGCUAAUGUGCUUAAAUUUAUCACAAAACAGCUGCCUUACGGACAAAACAGUGGAGUUAAUUGCUGGACUCACUUCAUUGGUUUCUUUGAAUCUUUCAAAUUCACGCAUCACCUCUGCUGGACUGCAGCAUUUGAAAACACUCAAAAGCUUGAGAUCUCUGACAUUGGAGUCAUGUAGGGUGACCGCAAACGAUAUAAAGAAAUUUAAAUCAACGCACCUCCCAAAUUUGGUAAGCUUCAGGCCCGAGUAGUUGGUUAGGGUCAUAUACUAAUCUGUGUACAUAUAUGAAUCGUAUUGACAUGCUAGAAGCAUGAGAGGACAAUCUCAAAAUGUACAUAAGCUAAUGGUUUUGUGGAAGGUAUGAAUUGCCUCCCUGUGGUACAAGGGUUGUAUGUAUGUAGGAGUUUGUGUGUGUGUAUAUUAUAUGAUGUAAAAUAAUAUGAUGCUAAGGUAUAUUUGCCGCGUUUUUAGAAUUUAAAGGUGAAAAUUUGUUGAA